Cornus florida is the source of this 868-nucleotide messenger RNA. RefSeq lists its product as uncharacterized. NCBI's taxonomy places the organism in Eukaryota, Viridiplantae, Streptophyta, Magnoliopsida, Cornales, Cornaceae. The transcript has 5 exons. Bases 128 to 520 code for a protein of 130 amino acids. The record is from RefSeq and is a predicted model, not a curated record.
UAUUUUCUUCCUUAUUUCCAUCUAGCGAAGGAAGCAAAAGGAGUUGGUUCCACACAGAGCAUCGUUUUCCUACAAAAGCCCUCAGUCCGAACAGAACACAGUGUCGGAAGAGAAGUGAUAUACUCAAAUGGCUUCUGUAUCACUUAAUCAUAAAAACCCAAAUUCAGUAUUCAUCAUCUGUGUUUUGGGGGUAAUUGUUGUGUGUUCGAUUUCUCCAGAUCAAGCCCUUGCAAAGUCUGGUCGCCCAAUCUCAGAAUAUGAGAUCAAAGCAAAGAAAAACCAGUGUUACGAAGACAUCCAAAGUGGAUUAUGGGGUGGGCAAUGCAAGUCUUCUAUGGUAGCAAAGGAGAAUUGCGCUUUGCGAUGUUUGUCGCCAGCUUGUUAUGAGCUCGUUUACGAGAGCGAUCCGUUGGAAGAGGGAGAAAAAGAUUAUACCAGGAGCCAAGAGUACAAGUACUGUAUGCACAAGUUAUCGAUGGGAGAGAGUCUGGAUGAUGUUAGAGGUUCCUUUGACAUUUAGUUUAGGGUAAAUUACACUGACACUGCCUGAGGUGGAUGUGAAGUUCGAGGAAACCUACAAUACCCAAAGAGCAGAUGAGCUGGAGAAGGUUUCUGAGAACCACAUAGUUAGUAUCAUUUGCUUCCUCAGGAGGUACAUCUUACUCAAGUGAUCAACAUGAGCAAUGGGGGGCUCCCAUUUCAAUCCUAAGUUGAUGCCCAUGCACUCGAAUAAUGUAGGGAUGAUUUCAAUUUAAUUACUAUUGUGUGUGUGUUUUUUUUUUCUUUCCUAUUUUUGAGUUUCUUUUCUUUUUUCUUUAAUGAGUGAAAACAAUAAAAAGAGUUGGUAUAUAUUUGGAGUUCAAGGUGU